AUAGCUUUGGCCUUGGCUUUCCAAGACCCUUAAUAUAUUAUGAAGAAAUAGGAUAGCCAAAUUUGAUUGUUGUUUAUUUAAACUUAAAUAUGUUUUUGCUAUUUGUAUGAAACCAGUUUAUACACAAGAAUGUUCGCAUUUCUUAUACUUAGAAAUUGACAUAGAUUAUUAGAACGUGACGUAAGCUGGUUCAAAUGAUUAAUGAAAGUUACAGUUUUAUCACUUCGAACGGAAUUAAUGGAGGUAAAAAAAAUUACGUUUAUGUUUACGUUAUCCAAAUUUUUGACUCGCAUCUUUCCUUAAAAAUUUUAUUUAAAAAAUACUUCUUUGAACAAAUUUAAUUGACUCAAGCUUCUUUUCGAAAACUAUUUCGUUGUAUAAAAUGAUUUCGUACUAAUUUCUGGAUUGGUAUUUUCGGCAGGUCUCUUGCUUUUUUUUCUUCUUUUUUUUCUGCCAAGGGAAACUACUCUACACUCUACAAGUGAAAUGGCGACAUGUAUGCUGUUUUCUAAACUUUGUCAGUAAGUCUCAAGGUGCUUUUUAAAAAUAUUAGUAAAAAAAAUUUUUUUUUAAAUAAUGUUUUUAGCAGUACUGUUUGGUUUUCGUACAUUGGUUUGGUACCGAGGUUAUCUACCACUUGAUCUUGAUGAGCGUCGGCCAAGAAAAAAUACAGUAGUUUUCGGUUAAAGGGUUUGGGUAGCCGGUGCCGGUGGGUGAGGAAAUGAGGUCAAGCUUUUCACGAAUUGUUCUUCUUAUAAACGUUUCUGUAAUUGUUAAUUUUUAGGUGAAGCCUGUAAUUGUUAAUUUUUAGGUGAAGCUCAGUAAGCCUAGCCCUAGGCUGGGGUACUGCGCUAUUUAAAACCACCUUAUAACUUUAAAAGUGCAGUUCAAGUGCGUAAUUAACGCAUUUUGUACUUUCGCAUAUAAACUUACAUGUAUUCUUUAUAUUCAUUCUUUGUAUUCAAAUCCCGGCAGUAAUAGUUAACUACUACUGAAUACAUGUCCGGCGACUGGACAAAUAAUUCUCGAGAUAUUCGUCCGGCGACCAGGUCUGUUGGGCGAGAUAGCUGUCCAUCAGCCUUGUCGUGUGACCGUUAAUAGUUGAUCAUAAAACUGGAGAUGCAUUGGGCGCGACGAGUAUACACUUCAUUUCAAGAAAUAAUGGGGGGGGGGCAAUGCAUAUUAAAUUAGAAGGAAGAAAUACUGAGAGCGAGAGAAAGGAUAAAUAUGAAUGAUAGUGACGGUGAUAAAAAAAUUAGGCAAGGAGGUCCAAAGUUUACAAAGAAAUAGACCAGCCUACAUCUUAAUAUAGGGCCAAUAUAGUGUGCUAUUGGGGUAGCCUUCUUCUCACGCAAUAUUAAUAGCCUAAAAUAAAACAUUUUUUAACAGUAGAUCUAUGGACAGUCAACUGGCAUGUAUUGGUCUUAUUUUCUUUGCUUCAUAUUUUAAAUUUAGGCUACUAGGUAGAGCUUUAUAAGAUAUUUAAACCAAGAUAACAGACUUUUUAUUUUUUUAAAUUUUGCCGGCAACGUCUUGUCACGUGACAUGCCUGCAGGAAGAAUAUGUCCCGCUGUAUUUAUCCGGUCGCCGGACGUGUAGACACUGCCUUCUUUUUAUUUGAUUUUCUAAAGCGUCUUACUGUGAACAUCCCCCCAACCAUGUACCUUAACUCCAUUUGUUUGUUUUUUUGUUGUUUUUUUUUUACCCUAUUGCCAGAUUUUUAAUCACCUUUAAGUUGGUAAGCUAAACGAAAUGUUCAAACUGUAGGCAUGUUCACCAAAAUAAAAAAAAAUACUGGGUGGUGGGGGUAUGUGUGUGUGUGUGUGCGUUUGAAUGAACUUAAUUCGAUGUUCCGUUUAGGCAUAGGGGCCCAAAAUUUUGUUUUUUCUUAUAUGAGAUGUAUAAAUAUAAUUCCAAACAAAGGCAUGGGUGAAUGAAUUAGAGACCGACCAAAAGUAUUUUCUGAUUUUGACCGAAACCAGGUCGAAUGUUAAAAAAUGACCCAAAACUUAACUUUUCAUUUUGGGCCAAAACCGAAAUUAAACCAAAAGUUAACUUUUCACUUUCGGCCAAAACCGAAGCCGAAAAAUUUAAAUAUUUCAAAACUCGUUUUAGCACACGUUCUGCUGACCGCGAAAAAUGAUGGAACAACUUUUGUGGCUAUUUUUAUUCGGCAUAAAUGAUUCUCACACAAUUUAUCCAAUGAAGUGAACCUUCUCCCCUUCUUUGGGUUUUACCAUUUGCAUAAAAAAAUAUUUUACAGCUAAUAAACAAUUAAAUUUAAAUUAGUAUUUUAAUUUUAAAUUUUGACUGGGGGAAGGGAAAAUUCAUGCAAAAUAGACACUUCUUUUAAAAUAUAAUUACAACGCUAUCUAAACUUAUAAAUGGUAUCGACAGAGAGCUUAGGCUUUCUGUCGUUUAAUGGUAUGCACUAUUUAAAUGUCCACACACGAGACUUGAAAAAAACUCUUUUCUUCUGAGAACCCAUACAUUUUUUGUUGAAACUCAUGUUAUUAUUAGUCGACCCGAAAUUGUUUAUUUAUCGGCAAUUAUCAUUUGUCUGCUAAUUUUAGAUUUGAACUAGAUUGAACAAAAGUUUAGCGAAUGUUGGUUUAGUUUGAUUAUCAGACACAUUACAUAAUUAUUUACAAAACAGUGACACAUGCAUACAUAUGUAUCCUUAUGAUUUAAAUUUAAAGGAAACUUUUUCCUAAUUAUACAAAAUUGAAAAAGUAAUGAUGUUUUACAAUUUUUUAAAAAUAUUACUAAAGGUACAUUCUUUUCUUUCUUUACAUUUGAUUCCAUACACUUCACACUUGACUCAUGUGGUGUGAUAUUUUAAACUUUUAUUUCGUUGUCAGUAAAAACGUUUAUGAGCACGAUAACGUGAAUGUCAAUGAAUUAAUUAAUUGAGAAAGCCUAGUGAUCCCAAAUUAAAAAGAAUAAUGUGAAAAAUAAUAAAGGAAAUCUUACAAUUGCCUAAACAAUGUUGUUCACAAUGCUAGUUACCUUGGACUAGGUCUACAUUUUUGAGCAAGAUAAUGAUAAAUCAAAAUGCAUUUCACAAAUAAAUGACUUGAACAAAGCUAGUGUUCCCAAUUUAAAAAAAGAAAAUCAAAAAUAAUAAUAUAAAUAUUAGGGGUGUGCCGGAUCCGUUUUUUCCAACCGGAUCCGGAUCCGGAUUUUCUUAUGCGAAAUCCGCCGGAUCCGGAUUCCGGUUUCUCCCGGAUUCCGGAUUUUGGUACUAUUGGUAGAUACUUCGGUAAGUCAAGGUGGACUACUACUUUUUGUGUAUGGGAAUUCGCAAUCGGCGCCAAAAAAUCCGAGUUUUUAAUUUUCCGAUGUGUGUGUCUAUUUAUUAUUAAAUUAGUACUUUCGAUAUAUAUUUGAGUUCCGUUCCAUUUGGAUAAGUGUCUUACGAGAGACGCCAUGUUUCUACGCGUUCGCAGCAGGUUAUGCAGCUCGCUCAACCUAAUUUCGCCAUGGGGUUGGCCACGCCCCCCUUUUUAAUGGCGGAAGUUGACGAUACUUAGGAAAUAUUAAUUUAUUAUCACUAUUUACAUCAAAAUAAUUGAUAACUUGUGUUUCAGAAUGCAUUUAAAGACAUUUAAACUGGAAUGUUUUAAUUUGAGCUUUAACAACCCGGUAGAAUCCAUAUUAUAAAUGAUCAGAAUUUACCGUGUGCAACACGUUGUCAUUGGCAACCAUUCACAGCCACUUGCAUAACUGUAUCGUAGUACUACCUCAGAGUUUCAUUCAUAAGAGUUUGCCGUGUGCAAAAACUAUUAAACCAUUGGUCAGGGAAAGCUUUAAUUAAUUAUUCAUGUGCCAAAGUUGAAAGUUUAAACUAAGUCUAAACAGUAUUUUAGUGAUAAGGCAGGGAAUGCGUUGCCUUAUAUAAACUAUAUAGUCAUUGCGCAUGACGGGAUUGGCGGAAUGAGAUCACAGAAUGUGGAGAUGCAGUCCAUGUUAAAAAAUGACAAACCAAGUCGUACUUUAAAAAUUCAUAACUUUAAAACUACAACAGCUAAAAAUAUGAUUUUGGUGUUAUAAUUCUUUAAAAAAUUACAUCUUUUCAACUAUGCCAUUGGUUUAUUUUUACAAAAAGUUUAAAUUUUCUUAUCAAAGUCCCUACACUAUUGGCCACUAUUAGCGGUGCUGACUCUAGCCUCUGGUAUGUACGGAAUAUUAAACAUUAAACAAGCUCAACGCUCGAAACAAUCGAUUAAUGUAUCGUGAUCGUGUGAAAUUCGGGAAAGAGAAUUACUUUUAUUUCAGAUUAUGAUCCGGUGAGUCACAAAAUCUGGCAAAUUCCGAAAUCCGGUAUAUUCCGGAUUCCGGAAUCCGGUUGUUCCGGAUACAUGUAAAUCCGGCGGAACCGGAUUUCACCGGAUAGUGCAAAAUCCGGCGGAACCGGAUUCCGGACCGGGGUCCGGCACACCCCUAAUAAAUAUAACCACUACCCCAUAGUUUUUCCCACAAAACUGUUAACUUUUUCUUUUGCCUUAUUGAAAUUUCAUUUCUUAAAAUAUUGGACAAGUCAUGAAGCUGUCAACAUUGUUCGAAAAUUAUUUGUUACAUAUUACCGAUGACAGCAAUACGUCGCGAAAUAAAUAAUAUCGGAUUGCCAGCUGUCAGAGUGACAAUCUGACAUCUGGUAGAAGACCGAAGGCAUUUUUCAAUUUCGGCUAGACGGCCGAAAAUCUCAGUCACUUUCGACCGAAAUGAAAAGUGAACUGAAACUUAACUUUUUAGUUUCGUCCGAAACCGAAAUUAAACCGAAAGGCUGAAAGUGAUAAAAUGGUAACUUUCGGCCCCGAAACCGAAGCCGAAAUUCCGUCGGUCUCUAGAAUGGAUCUAGAUCAAACUUAGUGCACAUACACUUGAUUAUCUAUAUUCAAAUACCAGAACUGAAGGGUAAUGAACUAAUAAUUAAAAUUGUUCUUAAAACUAUCCAAUAUGACGUCACUUAUGAUGGCAUUCAGAAAUGAUUUUUUUUUAGCCCUUUAGCUAAAAUCUAAAUUAAGGGGCCUGUAAAAAACACAUGAAUCAUUUUUUUUUAAAACUUUCUCCCCUUAAAAAAAAAAAUUUAAAAAAUACAAUUCUAAGGGUAUCCUGAUCCCAAGUGGGGAUCCCUUCCCAGUAGUGAUCCCAUUCAUCCCAGUGGCAUCGCAGCCUUAUUUGGAAUAGCGUUACUUGUGGGACACCAACACCAUUGGGAUGAACCAGGGGAUCCCUUUCCUGAUGGGAUCCAACUUACCGGGGGGAACCGAACAUGGUGGGAUCGAGUAUACCAGAUGAGAUCACGUUUCCUGAUGGGAUCCUAUACCUGUUGGGAUCUCUAUUUCCAGUGGGAUCCUGUUCCUCUGUAGGAUCUUGUUCUCCAAUGGGAUCCCAUUCACUGAUGUGAUCCCAUUACCGGUGGGAUCCAGUACCCUGAUGGAUCCCAUUCCCUUGUGAGAUCCCGUUGCUUGGUGGGAUCCCAUUCUCCAUUUAAUCCCAUUCAGGUUGGAAUAUAUUCUCUGUUGUAAUACUAUUUCAAUUAUAAUCGGAUCAAGUGUCUCAGUUGGAUCCUGUUAGGAUCUUGUUCCUCAGUGAGAUCAUGUUCACGGUGGGAUUCUGUUCCCCGAAGAAAUUAUGAAAAGUUUUGCCAUAUCUUGGCUAAAAUCCAUCAAUACACAAAGUAGUGUUAACAGUAAUUCAAGCCUUCAACUUCAUGUAUGCAUGUAUAGCUAAUGCCAAAAUACAUGUAAUGUACAAUUAAUGUGGAACUUUCUAGAAACUUCCAAAAUUAUCUUUAAUUCUUAUUCUAUAAUAUUCUGGGAAACUCAUUAAAAGUUAAUGAAACAAUAAACAUGAUAAUUAAGGUCAUUUAAAUAAGCUUUAGAAGAGUAUAGAAAAAAAGAAUAUCUUUGCUUCUAGAAUAAUCUAGAAACUUCAUGAAACAUGUAAAAAGAUGACUCAGACUCAGUGAUACUUAAAAAAUCCCCAGGAAAGUACAGACAUGAAUAGAAUUAAACAAACAUUUCAAUCAGCUUUAAGUUCCCAUUAUAUAUUCCUAUGGAAUAAUAUCACCUAACUAUGAAGCAGCUUGGUCAUAUGAUAUGCCACAAACCGUAAUAAAGCACGAGACAGCAGUUGCACAGUUGUAGAUUAGUGCAACUUUAUGAGAGAAGAAUGUACCGUGUGGCUUGAAAAUAAUCCAGAUCAAAUUGGAGGCAUUGGUUAAAAAGUCAUAGCUUGGGUGGUGGCGGUAGGGCUGUAGGGUGGGGUAAGCUUGGUUAAGUGGUGGAGAAACACCUAUUUUAUAUGAUGAACUAUUAACUGAGGUGUCACCUCAGACCUUCCCAACUCACUACACACACUCACAUAAGGUAGUCUUUGAUGAGUGUUUCUUCUCUCCUCUAAUGGAUUUCCAACGUUGUGUUUUUAUCAAAGUGAUGAUGGGCAUUACGCCCGCUACCCUCCCCCUUUCCAUCAGAGCGUGAUCACAGACAUUACGCCCGCUACCCCUCCCCCUUUCCAUCAGAGCGUGAUCACAGACAUUACGCCCGCUACCCUCCCCCUUUCCAUCAGAGCGUGAUCACAGACAUUACGCCCGCUACCCUCCCCCUUUCCAUCAGAGCGUGAUCACAGACAUUACACCCGCUACCCUCCCCCUUUCCAUCAGAGCGUGAUCACAGGCAUUACGCCCGCUACCCUCCCCCUUUCCAUCAGAGCGUGAUCACAGACAUUACGCCCGCUACCCUCCCCCUUUCCCUCAGAGCGUGAUCACAGACAUUACGCCCGCUACCCUCCCCCUUUCCCUCAGAGCGUGAUCACAGACAUUACGCCCGCUACCCUCCCCCUUUCCCUCAGAGCGUGAUCACAGACAUUACACCCGCUACCCUCCCCCUUUCCCUCAGAGCGUGAUCACAGGCAUUACACCCGCUACCCUCCCCUUUCCUCAGAGCGUGAUCACAGACAUUACGCCCGCUACCCUCCCCCUUUCCCUCAGAGCGUGAUCACAGACAUUACGCCCGCUACCCUCCCCCUUUCCCUCAGAGCGUGAUCACAGACAUUACGCCCGCUACCCUCCCCCUUUCCCUCAGAGCGUGAUCACAGACAUUACGCCCGCUACCCUCCCCCUUUCCCUCAGAGCGUGAUCACAGACAUUACGCCCGCUACCCUCCCCCUUUCCCUCAGAGCGUGAUCACAGGCAUUACACCCGCUACCCUCCCCCUUUCCCUCAGAGCGUGAUCACAGGCAUUACACCCGCUACCCUCCCCUUUCCUCAGAGCGUGAUCACAGACAUUACGCCCGCUACCCUCCCCCUUUCCCUCAGAGCGUGAUCACAGACAUUACGCCCGCUACCCUCCCCUUUCCCUCAGAGCGUGAUCACAGACAUUACGCCCGCUACACUCCCCCUUUCCCUCAGAGCGUGAUCACAGACAUUAUACCCGCUACCCAUCCCUUGCCGUCAGAGCGUGACAACAGACAUUACGCCCGCUGCCCAUCCCUUGCCCUCAGAGCGUGACAACAGACAUUACGCCCGCUGCCCAUCCCUUGCCCUCAGAGCGUGAUCACAGACAUUAUGCCCGCUACCCUCACCCCUGGCUCUUAGAGUGUGAUCUUAGGCAUUACGCCCGCUACCCCUCCCUUGGCCUCAGAGCGUGAUCACAGACAUUACGCCGCUACCCUUCCCUUGCCCUCAGCAUGAUCACAGACAUUACGCCCGCUACCCUCCUCCUUGCUCUCAGAGUGUGACCACAGACAUUACGCCGCUACCCUUCCCUUGCCCUCAGCAUGAUCACAGACAUAACGCCCGCUACCCUCCUCCUUACUCUCAGAGCGUGACCACAGGGAUAUACACCGCUACUCUCCCCCUUUCCCUCAGAGCGUGAUCACGGACAUUACGCCCGCUACCUUUCCCUUUCCCUCAGAGCGUGACCACAGACAUUACGCCCGCUACCCUUCCCUUUCCCUCAGAGCGUGAUCACAGACAUUACGCCCGCUACCCUUCCCUUGCCCUCAUUGUGAUCACAGAAAUUACGCCCGCUACCGUCCCCCAUGCUCUUAGAGCGUGAUCACAAACAUUACGCCUGCUACCCUCCCCUUGCACUCAGAGCGUGAUCACAGACAUUAUGCCCUCUACCCUGCCCUUGCUCUCAGAGCUUGAUCACAGACAUUACGCCCGCUACCCUCACCCUUGCUCUCAGAACGUGAUCCCAGGCAUUACGCCCGCUACCCCCCCUUGCCCUCCGAGCGUGAUCACAGGCAUUACUCCCGCUACCUCACCCCCUUCCUCUCAUAGAGUGAUCACAGACAUUACGCCCGCUACCUUACCUUACCAUCACAGGCGUGGCAUACGCCAGCUACCCUCGCCUUGCCCACAAAGCGUGAUCACAGACAUUACGCCCGCUACCCUUCUCUUGCCCUCAGAGCAUGAUCACAGACAUUACGCCCGCUACCAUGCCCUUGCCCUCAGAGCGUGAUCAUAAACAUUACGCCCGCUACCAUGCCCUUGCUCCAGAGCGUGAUCACAGACAUUACACCCGCUACCCUCCCCCUUCCCUGAGAACGUGAUCACAGACGUCAUGCCCUCUACCCUCCCCUUUCCCUCAGAGCGUUAUCACAGACAUUACGCCAGCUACCCUCCUCCUUUCCCUCAGAGCGUCAUCACAGACUUUACGCCCGCUACACUCUCCUUUUCCAUUAGAGCCUGAUCACAGACAUUACGCCCGCUACACUUCCCUUUCCCUCAGAGCGUGAUCACAUACAUUACGCCGCUACCCUCCCCCUUUCCCUCAGAGCGUGAUCACAGGCAUUACGCCGCUACCCUCCCCCUUACUCUUAGAGCGUGAUCACAGACAUUACGCCCGCUACCCUCCCCCUUACUCUUAGAGCGUGAUCACAGACAUUACGCCCGCUACCCUCCCCCUUGCCCUCAGAGCGUGAUCACAGACAUUACGCCCGCUACCCUCCCCCUUGCCCUCAGAGCGUGAUCACAGACAUUACGCCCGCUACCCUCCCCCUUUCCCUCAGAGCGUGAUCACAGACAUUACGCCCGCUACCCUCCCCCUUUCCCUCAGAGCGUGAUCACAGACAUUACGCCCGCUACCCUCCCCCUUUCCCUCAGAGCGUGAUCACAGACAUUACGCCCGCUACCCUCCCCCUUUCCCUCAGAGCGUGAUCACAGACAUUACGCCCGCUACCCUCCCCCUUUCCCUCAGAGCGUGAUCACAGACAUUACGCCCGCUACCCUCCCCCUUUCCCUCAGAGCGUGAUCACAGACAUUACGCCCGCUACCCUCCCCCUUUCCCUCAGAGCGUGAUCACAGACAUUACGCCCGCUACCCUCCCCCUUUCCCUCAGAGCGUGAUCACAGACAUUACGCCCGCUACCCUCCCCCUUUCCCUCAGAGCGUGAUCACAGACAUUACGCCCGCUACCCUCCCCCUUGCCCUCAGAGCGUGAUCACAGACAUUACGCCCGCUCCCCUCCCCCUUUCCCUCAGAGCGUGAUCACAGACAUUACGCCCGCUACCCUCCCCCUUUCCCUCAGAGCGUGAUCACAGACAUUACACCUGCUACCCUCCCCCUUUCCCUCAGAGCGUGAUCACAGGCAUUACACCCGCUACCCUUUCCCUUAGAAGCCUUGUUUGGGGGGGGGGGGGGGAAGGGGUGGGGGUUGUUGUAAGAUUAGAAGUUGAUUACCAAUCAAUUUAUCAGGGACACGCUUCAUUAUUAACUUGUGUAGAAAGGUAUCUGAUCAAGAGUGACCGGGGACUUGGCAUUCUUUUUCAAAGAACAACAGAGUUGGAGUCUCAGUGCGCGCAAAGCAGUGGGCAUGGCAAAAGACGCAAAGCUUACAUGAGAAAGCGACCGACGUCCAAGCUACCGAUGGACAAGGUAACCAGAGGCAUGAAUAGAGCACAUGGUGUUGAUGUAAAACAUUUCUUGAACUUUAACUAUGGUUGAAGUAUUCUUGUAGUGUUGAUGGUCAUCUCAUACUGAUGGUAAGCAAAUACGUUGUGCGUGAUUGGUCAGCUCUAUUUGAGCUACCCUCCCCUUUUUUCGUAUGCUAAUUCGCUUAAGGUGACUGAGAUGCGAUUAUCAAAAUGAGGGUGGGAGCUAGUGAUUACAUAUGAUAAAACUGACUCAUUUUGCGGUAUUACUGGUAGUGGGAUCACUUUUUUCAAAAUGGCAGGACGACCAAGAUAAACAAGAAUGAGGCAGGGCAAGGAGGGCGCAUCACAGGUCAUAGGCAGACCUAAACAGAUGAGUUUUAAGGGACUUUUUGAAAGUGGACGAGGUUUCACUAUGACGUAUAUGGAAGGGGAGCUGGUUCCAGAACGUGGGCCCAUGGAAGUAGAAGGAGCGUUCACCGAUGGUCUUAGUUUUAGUUCUUGGGAUUGAGAGGGUUCUAUUGUCAAUGGAAGAGCGUAGUUGUCUUGUGGGGAUGUAAGGAAGCAAUAGUUCAGAGAGAUAGACAGGAAAGUGAGGGUCAGUGAACGAGUUGAAGCAAAGAUUGGCAGACUUGUACUUGAUGCGAGAGGAUAUUGGAAGCCAGUGGAGUUGCUGCAUGUGUGGUUGAAUUGGGUCGUAUUUCUUUUCAUUCAGUCGUGGUGCAUGAAAGAAAUUGUGUGGAUACCACGCUCCAUGGGUGCACACACAAAACAGAAAAUCUAUGGAUGUGCGCCAAAUGUAAACUAAAAAGACAGUACGGAACAAGUGAUACAUUGUUUCCAUCCUAUUUAAAGGAGUUUCAGUUCCUUGGCAAUAUUACAAAAGUUAACGUGUUCAGGGACAUCAUUUGGGUAGGGCGGGGUGGGGAAUUCUGCUUCCCCCCCCCCCCCCUGAAUUUGCAGGUUUUAUCUAUAUUGCUAUCUGCUGUGGCACCUCCAGGGACAUCAUUUGGGUAGGGGGGGGGUGGGAAUUCUGCUUCCCCCCCCCCCCUGAAUUUGCAGGUUUUAUCUAUAUUGCUAUCUGCUGUGGCACCUCCAGUAAUAAAAAACUUAAGCCAACCAAGUUUUGGGUUUGCACCAUUCCCCCCCCCCCUGAAAAAACCUGAAAUAGCGCCUCUGUAUGGUGUUCAACAAGCUGGAUGAUAUCCUGUUUCAAACAUUUUAAACAGUUCAGUUUUUCUUGGAUUUCCCAGAGCAUAAAAGGUGUUACCGGUAGUUAAAGAGAACUUUUGCAGACAUCGUUGAUGUAUAGCCUACUGUAGAUUGUAAUCUUCCGUUGGAUUGUACUGUUUUAUAUCAUUAUGUCUAUGUUUCACGUAUUUAUUUUCACACUAUUUUGGUUUAUGAACAAUCCUACCACUACGUCACAAAUUUUAAAAGGGAGUCCUGGACAAAGAAAUAGUGCACCUAUUAUAUAGAAAAUGCCACCCAUCUGGUAAACUUGUGUUCUCUGUGCCACAAUGUUGCCCCAUGGCAGCCUUAUUGAUUGUCUGGAACCAUGACAUGUAACCAAGAUGGUGGCUGUGUAAUAAAACAACAACAACAAAAACUCACGUCUGCUAAAACGGGGAGGACAAAUGGAGAGAAUGUUCUGGUUUAACUAUUUACUAUGUCUAUAUGUACCUAAGAAAGAAGGUUAAUUAUGUGUCCUACUUUCAGCCAGUAGGCCCUACAUGCUCUGUUCACUCAACUAAACACAUGUGCGGCUCAACUUACACUUACACACUGUGGUAAGAAAACUACAAAUGAAGAAAAACAAUAAAAAUAAUUGUAAAACAAUGAAAACCCAACUUUAGUACUAUGGUAUAAUAGUCAUUACUCAAAUGACUGGGAGUGGUUGCCUAUGACUAUGACACACUACACAUAAUUUAUAGUAUGGACUCUACCGGGUAUUUAAAGCUCAAAUUAAAAUAUUUUGUUUAAAUACGGGUAUCUCCUAAGUUCACCAUCUCAUACGCGCCAUAGGGGGCUGCUGAUCAUCCAUCGAGCACCUCCCCAGGUGGUGGAUAAGGAAAGCCCACCUGAUAGAGAGGGUACCACUGGUACCGUACCAGGAAAUAAAAUACCCGUGGCAGACCAAAAUCAGACCCUACUGCCUCUAUUAAAUUUCUAUUAAAUUCAAAUUCCAAAUCAAAACUCUAUCAACUUACAGUAGAGAAAAGUAAGAGUACACUCCUCAAAAAUACUCAUGUCUGGUUUUAUGUUGGGAAAUCUCUCUUGCGCUAUAGAAAACCACCACUAAUAAUAUUAAUACAAAUAAAUAAAUGUGAUAAAAUAAAAGUUUUCCUUCUUUAAGUGCUUUGUAAAAAAAAUGACAAAAGUAGUACAGUUGUACAGAGCUAAUUUCGAAUAAGAAAAAUUGAACCAAAAUCAACUUUCCAGCUUCAGUAGUGUUGUUAAAAAAUUAAUUUUAAAAGACUGAGUUCGUUUGACUUUUUUAACUUUAUUAAAAUUGAAUGUUUAACCACAUUUUGUGACCCAAGCCAACUGUUGGGUCACUCUGUAGAACUCAUGUUGUAAUGUAAUGUCAUUUUUAAAAUUAAUUGUAAUCCAAAAGAAGUUAUUAUUUUAAAAUUAAUUUUGAUCUAAAUUGAAUACUAUUCACCAAUGUAUUUAUAUUGUAAUUAGUAUCAAUUCUUUAGUCAAUAAUAAGAUCAAGUAUAAAUUCAUUCGAUAAUGAGCAGUGGAAGAUCUAAAAAAUCAAUGUGCACCAUCAAUUAAAAUACAAUCAGUGUUUACAAAAUGUAAUGCCUUGUAUCACCUUAGAUAACAAAAUACUUACUAAAUUAUUUAUCUAGUACUAGUAAAUAUGUCUACCAGUAACGGUACUUAAAAUCAGGUGAAAAAUAAACAACUGUAACUGUAAUAUUGUAUGUUAUACAGAAUGAUAAUAAUAACGAAAGGUAAAAUUAAUAUAUAUUAUUAAUAAAUUGUAAAUAUGUUGUAUAGGUCAAGGGUUGGUAACCUAUGGCCGGCAAGAUAAAUUGUAAAUAUGUUGUAUAGGUCAAGGGUUGGUAACCUAUGACCGGCAAGUUUUCCAAUCAUUUAUAAUUUGUAUUUCUUUUAAAAAUUAAUAAUCACCGCUUUGAAUGCAUAACAUCUUUGCUUUUUAUAAAAAUAUCUGGAUUUAUUCAAAUUCCCAAACAGCAAGUUUCAGUAUUUAUUUACACUCCAAAAUUGAUGUCAUUGUUUCACCAUAUGGCUAAGUCAGGGGGUCAGCAACUUUUUUUAAGGAGCCAUUUUUAUAAAUUAUAUCUGUUAUGAAAAUAUCUUGACAGCUACACGUCUAGAUUUGUAAAAAAAAAAAAAAAAAACAGAUCGUCUUGAUUCCCUCAGUCUAUUUACGAUAUUAGUUUGGAUUUUUUUAGCAUCAUCAUCAAGAAUGCUUGGUCUCAGUCUGCACUGCAGUUUGGCAUUAUUUGCAUAUUUGAAUUGAUGAUAAGUGGGUGGGUUUUGUUAUACUACAAAGAAAAUAAAUGUUAAUAAGCAUUUUGCCAUGACCAAAACAUUUGUUUGUCAUGUUUAGUUUUACAUUAUACCUUUUUAUGGUUCUUAAAAAAGUAUACAUAAUUACUUUUAGGAAUUCAAGCAUUCUUAUUGUUUAGAAUAGAUUAGCUUUAGGAAGUCAAGCAUACUUAUUGUUCAGAACGGAUUAAUUUUAGGAAGUCAAGCAUUCUUAUUGUUCAGAAUGGAUUAAUUUUAGGAAGUCAAGCAUACUUAUUGUUCCUGAAUAAGCCUAUGACCCAGAUACAUAAAAAAAAAUUUUUGUUUGAAUACACAUACAAAAUUUUUUUAAAGUAAAAUGUGAUGAUUAGAAUUGUAACUCAUUAACAAGCUUUAAAAUUUGGGGUUUAGUUUUUUUCACACUGCAGAUUUGUUACUUGGUUUCCCUGCAAUGAAAAUGUGGCCAACAAUUUCAUUUUCAAGUAAUUUUUUUUUUUUACAGUAUAUUUUGCUGACAAUAUAAAAAAUCAUUUUGUUGUUGGAAGAUUAAAAUUUGUGAAAUACCAUGAAAUGGGGUGACUUUGCCUACUUUUGGCCUUUAAGCAUAAAUUUCAACAUGUUAACUGAUCUAAAAACUAACCCCUAGGUGCUAACAUGCAGAGUGGGUACCUAUACUUUGCAGAUUUUAGAGGAACUGUGUCUUGUUUUAAACAAUGGGGUUAAUUAAAAAAAAUAAUUGUAAUUUAUAUUUUUUCCUUGAAUGGUUGCUUAUUGGUAAAAAUCAAAUUUAAAAGAAAAAGCUUAAUUUAUUCAUUUAAAUAGCCUCAUGUAGCCAAGAGUUGCUGACCCUGGACUGGCAAAUAAAUUUAAAAUUAAUAUAAAGGAGUUCUACAUCAAAAUGCCAUUCUUGUGUCUGCUCAGAGUGAUCACCUACGUAGGAUUCUCAAAAUGGAUUAACCACUGAGAUUUGUGGCUUCAACAAAUUCACCUUGGGAAAUACCUUUAAAAUAACCUCAUGUCAUUCUCAACAUUUAAUUUUUUCAUUGCUUACAAAAAAAACAUCAAAUAAUGCAGUGUCGAAAAUUCAUCUCGCAGACAUGUGUAGAAGUAGAAGCAACUGAGAAUAUUUUGAUAUUACUCUAUUGUAAGGCAUCCAUUACAAAGGAAAAUUACUUGAAAGUCAUAAUUUUUUAUAUUUCUGCUUUUUGGCUAGGAGCAAAACAGAAAAUUUGAGUAAGCUUGCAUCAUUAUUACAUUAGCCUGUCCUAAUAGGACUAAAUAAUUUAAUUUUUAACACAAAGCAUGAAAUUUUUAUCUCAUUACAUAAUAACUUAAUUUAUUUAACCCUCAGGUUCCAAGCAGUUAAAGUGAGCAGCAUUUUCUGCUGCUCUCAAAUUCAUUCCCAGUCAAUGCCAUUGUGGUUCCACACAGCUCAAAAAUUAUGGUAGGUCUUUUUCUUAUGAAUUUCGAGCAGGUUUUUUCUUUUGACUUCAAAAAAUUUUUUGUUAGCUCCAGCUCUGCUUUGGAAAAAUUAAAAGAAUAAUUUUACAUUAAAUAUUAGGUUUGCACAGAUUAAUUUUCCUUAUAAGCCCUUUUGCCAAUUUAUUGUAAGCUGUUUGUUAUUUCCAAAAUAAUCACUCUGUUUAAUCUGCUGCAAUGACUAAAAUAUAAUGUAUUCAAAGGAUCAAGAUCAUUAUUUUUUUUUAGGAAAAGGGGUGGGUGUUGAGAAAUUUGCUUAUUUUCACUUAGCCAUCUUAUAAACUAAACUGAGCAUUAGAAACGUAUUUAUCAGAAACUUACGGGGUAGAAGAGUGGGGCACAUUGCUGCUAGAAGAGUGAGGCAAAAUUGCGGGUUGAAGUAUAGGAUUGGGGCAAAAUAGCCGGUAGAAGAGUGGGGCAUCAGUUUUAAUUACGGUAAUUAAACAUUACAAUUUAAAUUUUUUUUGUAUUUUUUAAAUUAAUUGAUUAAAUUUUUUUUUAUAACUCAAUACUAAGAAGUAAAACAUAACAUAUAUAUAUAUUUAAAAAAUAGCUGUAGAACCACGUUCUUUUAAAUUUUAAUAAUUAUAAAGAAUCUUUUUUUGUCUUUUCAAACAAUGGGGAGAAAAAGGAAUCCAACCUGAGUCCAGUGAUUUUUUUUUUCCUUUUAGUUCUCCCCUUAAAUGAGGACUCACUUGAUUAUUGCUAAGCAUUUUUAUUUUUCAUGUGUAAUAAUUCCAGCGGUUCCUUCAUUUUUUAUUUGUCAUGUGUAAUAAUUCCAAUGGUGUCUUUAUUUUUUUAUUUUUCAUGUGUAAUAAUUCCAAUGGUACCUUAAUUUUUUAUUUUUCAUGUGUAAUAAUUCCAAAAGGUUAAAAAAUAAAGAAACAUCAGUAUCGUUUGUUCCAUUAAUAUAAUUCCUAGAUCAUUCUUAUUUACUAUUUCCGAAUUCUCUAUAUUUCAUCACUUCACAGGGCUGAACCUAUGAAAAAGAAAAAAAGAGUUGAUCCUAGCAUCCUUGCAGCCCGUUCUGCUAAAAAGAUCAAAAGGAUAGAGAAAGAGAUCAAGAGGCUGGCAAAGAUUGGUAGAAUCUUAAAACCUAUUGAUGAGUUAGAAAUAGAUAAUAAAAAACUGAAACUGGCCAGGUAAGCUUUAAAAAAAUCCAAUUAUAAUAUCUAGAGUAAUAUUAUAAUAGUAUGCACUGCUAAGCUUUGCAUGAGUCAGUUUUGAAUUUAAAAAAAAACAUACUUUUUAAGACAUUUUUUUAAAUCAUAUAUAAAAUAUACAUGUAAAAUGUUAACUAUAAAAACUAUUCCUAUCUUCAAAUAAUCAUAUUUGAAGAUUCUAUCAUUAAGAUGUUUAUGCUCACUAACAAAACUCUUUCAACCCAUACCUAGUCACCAUACAACUCAAAGUUUAAAUAUUGUUUUUUGCAGUGAAAGAAAACGAGAGCCAACUAUUGAAUCACCAGAAGCAACAGAAAUGAAGGCCCUUUUGACAAAAGAAUGGGGGCGGUACCGCUCGAGGCAAUGGCGUUAUGAAUAUAAAAUAUAUCAACAACUGGUCCAUGCACAACAAGAGGCUUUAGUGGAAUUGAGGGCAGAAGCUGAAGAAUUGUAUAAAGCAGCAUUACAGGUGAUUAGUUCUACGACAUUACUGGUAAACACACUUAUAUUACAAUGAAAUAAAUCUAGAAUAUAACAGCAUAGUAGAAUACACUUACAUAAAAAUGAAAGGUAAAUCCACUCAUUAUAAUAUAAAAUUAUGCUUACCACAUUACUGUUUAAUGCAUAUCCGAUUUUAAAGUUUGAUACUUAUGUGUUCAAUUUUAGUCUCUCCAAAACAGAGGUUUAAAAAACGGGGCCAGUUGACCUGUCCCUCAGACAGUGGGGGUUGGACUUGAGUUUUUUUUAAAAAUAAAAUCUCAUUUGUAGUACGGAAAUUUGUUUGAAAGACUUUUGUCAAAGGAAAUUUGAUAGAAGUUUGAUUGAAUGGAAUUUCAGUCAAACAGAAAAUAGUUUUUGUGUGAAGGUGAGACUUAGAAAUGAGGAGAUUUGUUUCAACUGAAGAUUAUUCCUAACUCAAAUUUUGUCAAAUUUAAAAAAAAAAAACAAAUUACAGUAGCCUAGUUAUUUAAUAAUUGGAGAAUAGAAUAAAAGCAGUAAAUGUUUUUUAAAAUUGCAUUGUUUCAAACAAACAAACAAAUCUCCACAUAUCUCACUUGCACCACUUGGACUUACAAACAAACAAAUCUCCACAUAUCUCACUUGCACCACUUGGACUUACAAACAAACAAAUCUCCACAUAUCUCACUUGCACCACUUGGACUUACAAACAAACAAAUCUCCACAUAUCUAACUUGCACCACUUGGACUUACAAACAAACAAAUCUCCACAUAUCUCACUUGCACCACUUGGACUUACAAACAAACAAAUCUCCACAUAUCUCACUUGCACCACUUGGACUUACAAACAAACAAAUCUCCACAUAUCUCACUUGCACCACUUGGACUUACAAACAAACAUAUCUCCACACAGCUCACUUGCACCACUUGGACUUACAAACAAACAAAUCUCCACAUAUCUCACUUGCACCACUUGGACUUACAAACAAACAAAUCUCCACACAGCUCACUUGCACCACUUGGACUUACAAACAAACAAAUCUCCACAUAUCUCACUUGCACCACUUGGACUUACAAACAAACAAAUCUCCACACAGCUCACUUGCACCACUUGGACUUACAAACAAACAAAUCUCCACACAGCUCACUUGCACCACUUGGACUUACAAACAAACAAAUCUCCACACAGCUCACUUGCACCACUUGGACUUACAAACAAACAAAUCUCCACACAGCUCACUUGCACCACUUGGACUUACAAACAAACAAAUCUCCACACAGCUCACUUGCACCACUUGGACUUACAAACAAACAAAUCUCCACACAGCUCACUUGCACCACUUGGACUUACAAACAAACAAAUCUCCACACAGCUCACUUGCACCACUUGGACUUACAAACAAACAAAUCUCCACAUAGCUCACUUGCACCACUUGGACUUACAAACAAACAAAUCUCCACAUAUCUCACUUGCACCACUUGGACUUACAAACAAACAAAUCUCCACACAGCUCACUUGCACCACUUGGACUUACAAACAAACAAAUCUCCACACAGCUCACUUGCACCACUUGGACUUACAAACAAACAAAUCUCCACAUAGCUCACUUGCACCACUUGGACUUACAAACAAACAAAUCUCCACAUAUCUCACUUGCACCACUUGGACUUACAAACAAACAAAUCUCCACACAGCUCACUUGCACCACUUGGACUUACAAACAAACAAAUCUCCACACAGCUCACUUGCACCACUUGGACUUACAAACGAACAAAUCUCCACAUAGCUCACUUGCAUGAACAUUAACGUGUUAAUAUUUCAAUAGGAAAUAUUGGCCUGCUUUUUGCUUAAUGUCAAAGUUUGGUUCCAUAUUUGUCAUUGACACCUGGGUGUCAAAACUCCAGAUAUUUUAUUGAUUUAAUUCAUUAGAUUCUUUUACAGUUGUUCACAAGUUGUAUUAACACCGAAUUAAACAGAAGUCCCUUUCCAAUUAUACCGUAAUGAAACUUUAAUCCAGCAUUGUAUUUAACAGGCUGUUUUAUUUAAAAUGAAAUGAGUAAAACAAAUUAGAGUUAAAUCUGAAAAAAGGAAAGCAACAAAACAAUGAACAUGUCGGCAGGAAGCUUUCGUCAAAUCAAGAGAAAAAACAGAAUAAAUUUAAAAAUAGCACUUAGCUUAGAAGUAGUAUCCAAAAGGGCAGCAAAUGAAUUGUGACAGAAUGUAAGUGGGUGAGAGAUUAAAUUGGGAAGAGGGAAAGAAAAGAGGAGAUAGGUUGGGACGUGGAGGGGCGGAGCUAGGUUCAAGCUGUGAGAAGAGACAUGACGUUCAUACUAUGUGGUGUCCAUGUGCCAUAGGUCAGGAUAAGCUUGUGUUCGUGCUAGCCACGAUCUUGCAUAUUGAAAAGUCCGUCUUGCCCUGGUGAUCGCUAUUAUUGAAGUGUUUAAGACGGGACACUGUUUAUCUUGUGUAAUAUUACGGAGGUGUUUAGUACACCUGUCAGAGAAUCGGCGUCCAGUCUCCCCUAUGUACGUCAUCUGACAGCGGAGGCAGACAAUGGCGAAGACAACAUUGCGACUAGUACAAAGGAAACCGUCGCUUAUCUGAAAACUGCCCUUAGGAAAACGUAUGUGUUGCGUCUGGACGACAAAAGGACAAGAGUUGCAAUGGCUGCGUCCACAUGGCUUGGUCCCAAAGGUUUAACCCUACUUUGUUUGACUCAUUUCCUAUUGUGCUCACCUGAUUGCAGUCUCUCCCCUUAUUACCCGGCUACAUUUCAUGAAACAUAUAUAUAGAAGCAUUCGCUUUAAGAGAGAAUAAUGCACAACUAUCCCCUACAAGGUGCUUUCAAUGAUUGUUAACGAAUAAAAUAAAUCACCAAUUAAAUGGCGGGAAAAGCAUUCAUGAACUAAUAAAUCUCUUCAAACACUUGACACACAAGAAAGCAUAGAAUGUCUGCCAACUAUCCCCUACAAGGUGCUUUCAAUGAUUGUUAACGAAUAAAAUAAAUCACCAAUUAAAUGGCGGGAAAAGCAUUCAUGAACUAAUAAAUCUCUUCAAACACUUGACACACAAGAAAGCAUAGAAUGUCUGCGUUUCAAGUUAAUCAUUUAAUCUUAUAGAAAUGUCUGCUUCUCCUGGGUCCUAACUUUUAACAUCCCAGUUUCUCAUUGUUUACUUUUAUUAAACUAUUUAACUAUUUUUUCUUUAAUGAGAGAUUCAGCCCGUUCAUUCAUUGUAUCAUAUCAAUAACUUUAGCAUUUCAUUUCCUGUCCUUCAUACAUAUAAAAAACAAAAAUCUCUUUUAAACGCCAUAUGAUGACUAAUCAAAGUUUGUUUUGUUUCUCUCACUUAUUUCUUAUUUUCUCCUUCAAUAUACUCAAUGAAAUUCAACAUGUCAUUUAACCCAUGUUCCAAAGUCUGACAAUAAAUUAUAGGGGAAUAAAUGGCUCCAUUUAAUAGCAGCCCUAAAAUUAUGCACCUUCUUUUCUUUGGAAUGGACCAAACUAAGCCCUUAAAAAAUGCCAUAGGGCAGAUCAGGCCCUUCCUUUCCUAGUAGUACUGAGCAUUAAUAGAAUUAUUUGUAAACUAGAACUAGAAUGAUUUCUGCUUUAAUUUUAAUAAAUUUUUAAAUAUUUUUUUUCCUGACAUGCAGUUAAUCAUGCAACAGUAUAACCAAGUUAUGAAACAAUGACAGCACAUUUUUAUUCUUAAGAUUUUAAACUGAACAUAUGCUCAUGUUCCCAGUUUUUGUUUAUCCUUGUAAAAUGGGAUUUAAAAAAUCUCACGCUGAAAUCCCCCUGAUAAAAUUAAUUCAAUAAAAAAAAAUUAUUAAAAUUACACCCAAUUAAACUUUACAAGAGUGGCUUUUUAGACGUUUGCUUGUUAUUGUCUAUUAAUACAGGAAAAACGAUAGUAAGUUUACUUGAGAGGGUGGUCACUUGUUACUAGUUGAUCGCUUGUUACUAGUUGAUCGCUUGUUACUAGUUGCUUUAUUUUCCCCUACUCUCUUAGCCAGAGUAAUAGAUAACUAGCCAAUAAUAUUUAAUAUGCUUGUAACUCAUAAUAAUCAGAUAUGACCACCUGAAGAAAAAACCUUUACACUUUAAACAAGUUUUCUUUUGUAUUCUUUACAGGUCGCAAAUUCUAGUUUCAAAUCCAAUCAUGAAAUAUUGUUUGAUGCCACUCAUAUUUUUUUCAAAAUCUCACAGGUUCUGUCUCUAUAUAUUUCCUCGAAUUUCCAGACUCAAAAUAUAUUUUAAAAAUCAUUUUCAAAUCAGCGUUAAUGCUUAAUUUAGCACAUAUAUUUUGAGUUAUGGCUAAAAGGGUUCCCCGACCUUUGACUCUGAUGUAGAGUUAAGAGCUAAAAUAUAAUGUUAUUCUUUCUUUUUUUUGUAGUACAUUUCUAUAUUGCAAUAAUUUUUUUUAAUUAUUUAACUUAAAACCAAACCAAGUUAAAAUUGUGAUGAUGUCUUAAUUUAAAACCAAACCAAGUUAAAAUUGUGAUGAUUUCUUAAUUUAAGACCAAACCAAGUUAAAAUUGUGAUGAUUUCUUAAUUUAAGACCAAACCAAGUUAAAAUUGUGAUGAUUUCUUAACAGAACUUGAACUUCUAAAAUAGGGUUAGGUCCUGUCUCUAAUUUUCUAAUCCCAAAUAUUUUGAUAUAGCUUAGUAAUAUUGAAACCAUGCAUCUGCUAAAGUUUACAUGUUCACAUAUUCUGAGAAAAUGGGUCAUCCAUAUAAAUUUCCACACCCUCCUACCUGUUGCACCCAUUUUUUUAGGACCCCCACCCCUCUGGAUACGCACAAAUGAGCUGGAAAAAAAAAUUAAUUAAAAUUUUUUUUAAAUAUGCCAACUGUAAACACAGCUUUUCCUUUUGGGGAUGUUUUGUCGCAUCACAUCCAGCAUCACAUCCAGCAUCACAUCCAGCAUCACAUCCAGCAUCACAUCCAGCAUCACAUCCAGAAUCACAUCCAGCAUCACAUCCAGCAUCACAUCCAGCAUCACAUCCAGCAUCACAUCCAGAAUCACAUCCAGCAUCACAUCCAGCAUCACAUCUAGCAUCACAUCCAGCAUCACAUCCAGCAUCACAUCUAGCAUCACAUCCAGCAUCAUCUUGCACUAUAAAAAAUGUGUAUUCAGCCUAUGUAACUACUUUACAAGAUAAAAUGAAAUUACUGGUAAAUAUUGUAAGAAACUGAACUUCUCACCUGGAUCUUCUGGCAUGAAAUUUUGUGAGGUGUGAUAACAUAUAUAAUGGUCAUAUAUAAACCAAGUUUUCCAUAUCUGUUGCAAAAAGCUUAGUAUUAGCAGACUUAAUUUAAAUUUUACCAUUAGCUACUUCCUUAUUACUAUCAGUUGACACAAGGGCUUAAACAGGACAAACCAAGGAGAGUGUCCUUUAAGCUCGCCCAUGCGUUUUUUUUUUAAAAUGUUGCUUCUCAUUGAAUUUCUUAAUGCAAAAAUGUUUUGAAUUAGGCUGAGACUAAGACAUUUGUAUGUUAAUGUUGUGCAUGUAAAACAAUUGUAAUACUUUAUAUUAAAAUUCUCUACAGAUUGAUUAUGCAUUGAUUCCUGUUGAUUUUCAAGGACCGAAAUUAACUCCAGCAAUACAAGAUUACAGUGUUCCAGAUGGAGAAUAUGUAGACACCACAAGAAAAUAUUAAAACUAACUAUUAUGAUAAAAAAGAUUUUGUUUUUAAUGUACAUUUAAAGACCUGGAGACUUGUCUAUAGUGGUUGAACUGAAGGAACUCUAUAUUCUGCCAAGUCAUACAGAGCAAAUGGGCCAUCCAUAUAGUAAAUGGUAUGUAUACAAAAAAAGACAUCCCACCCCCCCUUCCAUUGCACCAUACUCUUUUGGACACCCACCUAUGUGUACAUACAAUGAGCUUUUCAUCUCCCCCUUACAGCCACCUAUGUGUACAUGCAAUGAGCUUGUAAUCUCCCCCUUAAAGUCACAAUACAGAAAUGAGACGCUCAUUUUCACCAUUGUUUGGCAAGCCAGGCGUGUUACCAAAAUAUGCACCGCGUCACCCUGGGGUGCUGCAUUGCCCUCAGUUAGGACCAUAAGAAAGAGGCAAAAGGGUCGCUCAAAAUGAUCUUAAGAUGGGAACUUCAAAGUGAUUGAAAAUAUAAAAUACCAUCUACAGUACCGGUACUUCACAAAAACAAGGGGUGGCAAAAAUCAUAGAGUGGCACUUUUUUCUAUGUUUUGCCUUAAAUUAAAGCUUAACCUUAGGCAUACUGUUUUACUUACACAGAUAUGGUAGUUUGUGUCCUAUUGAUUUUAGUCAAAAUAAAUUAUGCUUUUAUUGGAUAUUAAACCAAUUCUUGUUGGAUAGUAAA
Molecule: messenger RNA, 22835 nt
Organism: Lymnaea stagnalis (great pond snail)
Lineage: Eukaryota; Metazoa; Mollusca; Gastropoda; Lymnaeidae
Source: the annotation of a GenBank genome assembly